GGUAAAGCCUCUUUGCUGUCAAGCCGUUCUCGGCCUCGAGAGCAGCAGUGCAGCGCGGGGAAAGAGCGAAGGAGAAUCCCACCGAGCUUGGCAACGAUGGCGGUGGCGUGGUGGUGGCCGUCGUCGCUGCCGGCGUGGCUGGGGUACGAGGCCGUGUGGUUCGUCGCGCUCAACGCCGUGGUCGCCGCCGUCGCCAUCCUGUCCUCCCGUGCGCGGCCAUCCCAGGCGGCGACGCCACGCCGCGGCGGCGGGGUCACGAGCAGGGCCUCCUCGGCGGUGCUGCAGAGCCUCCGCUCCUUCUCCCUCUUCUCCUUCCCGUCCGCCUGCAUGUCGUUCCUCCAGCCCGACGCCGCUGCGCCCGCCUAUCAAGAAACAGAGGAGCUGGUGCGUGUGCGUUCGCCCACCAACAAAAACAAGCCGCCGUCGACGCGCGCGCUCGUGCUCGCACCACCGCCACCCUCGGCGGCGGCAGCUGAGGAGGAGGACGACGACGAGGAGGAGGACCCGAACGCGAUGAGCAUGGACGAGGCCUACGCGCUCGUCCUUGCGUCGCGGCAGCGGCCGGAGCGGGAGCAGGAGGAGGAGGCGAGGCGGUCCGAGGUGGAUGCCAAGGCGGAGGAGUUCAUCCGGAGGUUCAAGGAGGACCAGCGGCAGCAGCGGCUCAACUCCAUCUUCAACUACACCCAGAUGCUCAAACAACGUGGGCUCGCCGCCGGCCGCCGGCCGCCGGAUGCGAGGCCAGAUCAGCUUUGACUCACUGACGUAUUCAAUUCUUUUAGAUUUUGUUUGGUCCGCAUUUUUAUGGGGGCCAGCUAUCUUUUGAUUUGUUGUUUCUUGUUUGUUUGUACAUAAGCUAGCAUAUACUGCAGGUGUACAUAUAUCUUGUAGCUUGGACAAAAC
This is a messenger RNA of Panicum virgatum (switchgrass), 900 nucleotides long. RefSeq names its product pathogen-associated molecular patterns-induced protein A70-like. The coding region runs from base 97 to 753 and encodes 218 amino acids. NCBI's taxonomy places the organism in Eukaryota, Viridiplantae, Streptophyta, Magnoliopsida, Poales, Poaceae. The record is from RefSeq and is a predicted model, not a curated record. The transcript has a single exon.